GAAAUUUCAGAAUUAUUAAAUAAACAGAUCACAAGUCUACAUAAUAGAUUAAAUGAUGAAGGGAUAAUUAACAAAAUUACUGAGCUGAGAAUUUGGCAAGGACACCAAAUAGCUGGUUUAACAGAGAGCUUUGAUGGCCGAGAAGAAUAUAUAGCGCUUGAAAAACUUUGGAAAUACAAUCAAGCAAUGCUUACCUUAGUAAAGGAAGCAAAGAAGCAAUUAGUAACUAAACCAACACAAGGUAGUUGGGGAACCAGAGAUAUAGCUCUUGGAUAUGCAGGGGAAGCAGAUGAUUACUCAAUUGAGAAUCAGAUGAUCACUAACUUUGAUACAAGAGAGAUAAAGCAAGAUCUGCAAACAAGUAGUACAAACAAGUUAGCGGUAAUACCCCCAAAAAUUAACAAUAAAGAAAACAAGCCAGACAUUCGAAGAGUAAUUAGCAAGAGCAAAGAAAGAUUUCAUACAGAGAAGUGGUUAAUUAGUAAAGAAGAGAAAGGGUUUAGAAAGCAAAAUAAUAGUUGGGUUCUUGAUAUGACACAAAGCUCACUUGAAGGAAUUAGGAAAAACAAUAUUGAUUUAGAGAGAACUAGUAGGAGGGAAACAGAUAAAGGCUCAUAUAGUUUAGAACAUGCAAGCCUGGCAGAUAUAGUUUAUAUAGAUAGAUUAGAGAGAGACUAUAUUAAAAAACAAGAGUUUAGUGAAUAUUGUGAUGGGUUAUUAUUAAAUCAACUAGAUAGAAAUAUAGAAACAGACCAAAAAGCAUUAACUUUCUAUACAGAUAGCUCAUUAUCCAAAGAAAUGAGUAACGGAAGAGCAUUAUCACCAAAUUUACGAAUACAAGAGGUAGUAGCAAGUUCAAGGCUUAGAUACAGUAUUUAUUGGCAGAAUAGCCUUAUUGAAAUCCCAACAAGAAAUUUCAUCAAAGAACUCGAAGACACAAGAAGUGCAGCAGAAUGGAGAAUGUUAAGUACUCAGACCCAUUGGCAUAAAAUUGAACAAGCAGCAAUUGAAAUAGUACAAGCCCUUAUAAGCGAACCUGAGAGAAGAGGGAAAUUACAAACAAGUGAACUCCAGAAAUAUUUAUUCGGUGAAACGUACAAAGAGCAAAAAGAACGAAGAGAAGGCUACACUCGGGGUUUAUUUAAAAACACAGUUAUAGAAGAGCUUAUUGACCAAGGGUUAACAAAAAGAGAAGCAGAUCUAGCUUUAGAUGCAGCGAUACAUAAAAAUUCCUAUCAGAAGAGUAGAAAACCGCCUAACUCUAAAGAAGCUACAUUACAAAAAGUUAAAGAUAGAAAAAAAUUACAAAUAGAAGGAUAG
Messenger RNA from Dentiscutata erythropus, 1320 nucleotides. The record is from the annotation of a GenBank genome assembly. NCBI's taxonomy places the organism in Eukaryota, Fungi, Glomeromycota, Glomeromycetes, Diversisporales, Gigasporaceae.